AUGCUGGAGAAACUUCAGAGGCAAGUGGACGGCAGUGAAUGGUCGUGGGCAAACCUAAAUUCCCUGUGCUGGGCCAUUGGCAGCAUCUCGGGUGCAAUGCAGGAGGACGCUGAACGCUCCUUUCUCGUUGUUGUGAUUCGCGACCUGUUGGGGCUGUGUGAACACAAGCGUGGCAAAGACAACAAGGCGAUAGUGGCAAGUAACAUAAUGUACGUGGUCGGCCAGUAUCCCCGAUUUCUGCGAGCCCACUGGCGUUUCCUGAAGACAGUAAUCACCAAACUCUUUGAAUUCAUGCACGAGACGCACGAGGGUGUGCAAGACAUGGCCUGCGACACCUUCAUCAAGGUGGCACAGAAAUGCAGACGUCAACUCCUGGUUGUACAAGUGAGUGACCUUUGAUUUCAUGGUUGUGCACGUGUGCGCUCGAUAUGUAAAUGACUCGAGUCGAUCAAACCGGCUCAAAUUGCAACGAAUCAGAGGGAGAACAGACCACCUUUUAUUCGAGUCUAGAUGUUUCAUUUACCCGGCGCAUUACCCACAUCCCGUGGGCAGGGUAGCUACACUGAAAACAGUUAACACUUCAAAAAGGCCUUAGACAAAUCAUGGGAUGACUGUGUUGUCUGCCUGCCAGCGUGAAACCUUAACUCUUUAGAGCCACUUUGUCUCUUUAUAGCGUCUUGUUGAAAUUCUCCUUGUUUUUUCUUAGUAUGGGGCCACUUGCGGUUUCGUGGACGAGAUCAUUCGUGAGAUCGACUCCAUCAUCUCCGAUCUUCAGCCGCAGCAGGUUCAUACGUUUUACGAGGCGGUGUCCACAAUCCUCAGCGCCGACCUAGACACCACCGAACAGAACGAGCGGAUUGAGGGUCUUUUUAGGUUACCAAACGAGAUUUGGGAUGACAUUCUCUGUCGUGUAGCAGCUGAUGCCAACGUCCUCAAGGACACAGAGACUGUAAAACAAUUGUGCAAUAUUCUGAAGACCAACCUAAGCUCUUGCAAAGCUUUGGGGCACCCGUAUCUUAUUCAGGUUCGUAACUACACCAAACUAUCUACUUUUUAUUACCUAGUAGACGCUUAUUUAUCUGUCUAAUAGUAUGGUCUUUACCUCCUUAGCUCUGUCGGAUAUACCUGGAUAUGUUGAACGUUUACAAACUUCUAUCGGACAACAUAAAUACUGCUGUUCUUAGUCACGGAGACCAGGUGACAAAACAGCCGCUCAUCCGCAGUAUGCGAUCCGUGAAGAAGACUGUUUUGAAUCUGCUGUCUUGUUGGAUCCAACGCAGUCAGAGUCCCGAACUUGUAAGUUUUUCUUCAUUUUUUUUAAAAAGCGUCGUGGGAACCUUGAAAAUGAGUUCCUGGGACUGGGGUCUCAAGCACACAAGUUUCAUCUGGUCUGCCUUACAUCGGUGAAACUCUUGGGUUUUGGUAUCAAGGCAUUCAACCUCACAAUGACUCCUGAUUUCAUAUAUCAAAAUCAUUUUGACGUCCGUUUUGGCGUUGCCCUUGAAAUAUAUUUAAAGCGUGGUCGCAAAAUAGACACCAUGGUGGUCAAAGCUAUCAUAAGGAGGGAUGUCAUGGGCAAAGUUAGACUUGUCGUAGAGUGUAGGCGCUGCGUGUGACAUGCAGGCGACAGGGC
This is a messenger RNA of Spirometra erinaceieuropaei, 1633 nucleotides long. NCBI's taxonomy places the organism in Eukaryota, Metazoa, Platyhelminthes, Cestoda, Diphyllobothriidea, Diphyllobothriidae. The record is from the annotation of a GenBank genome assembly.